Molecule: messenger RNA, 3818 nt
Organism: Plodia interpunctella (Indianmeal moth)
Lineage: Eukaryota; Metazoa; Arthropoda; Insecta; Lepidoptera; Pyralidae
Exons: 20
Coding region: 179-3241 (1020 amino acids)
Molecular function (GO): monooxygenase activity; heme binding; iron ion binding
Source: RefSeq, a predicted model, not a curated record
AUUAUCUCGAGCAGUCUGACCGAUAAACAACAUUGAUCUAGAUGUGUCUCAAAUAUAAAUUAUAUAGUAAUAGUAAAUUGUAAAUAUAAUACAAUGUGAGCGUUCCUAAUUUAAAUUAAAAUAACUAUGAUUUAUUUUUUCUUUUAGUGCUUAAAAAUUAUAGCGAAAUUUUUCGAAUAUGUUGUGGCCAGUCUGUUUAGUUUUACUCGGCAUAUAUGCGUUGUUUUGUUGGAGAAAUAGGGAAUUCAACAAAAUUGCAAAACGACUUCCAAGCAAUUUGAAAAGGGUCCCGAUUUUAGAACACUCUAUUAAUUUCAUGGGAAAUGCUAAAGAUCGUAUGAGAGGAUUAAAGUUAGUAGGAGAAGAUGCAAUCAAGAACAAAGAAGGAAUGGUCAGUUUAUGGUUGGCACAUAAAUUUUUUGUUAUAAUUGCAGAUCCCGAUUCCGCUGAAGUGGUUUCGAAAAUGUGUCUAGAGAAAGACGACUUGAUGAAAUUUAUUUCUGUGCUAAUCGGCAACGGAAGCAUUUUCGCACCAGUUAAAAUAUGGCGUCCUCGACGAAAAAUACUAGCUCCAAACUUUGGAACGAAAACCCUAAAUAGUUUUGUGAAGAUUUUUUCCAAUCAAGCUGCAAUUUUGACUGAACAACUUAAAUGCGCAGUUGGAAAUGGUAAUGUUUCUCUAUUCGAAAAAGUUACCAAGUAUUCUAUGGAUUCCGUUUGUGAAACAGCACUUGGGAUAAAAGUGAACUCGCAAAGUAUUCCGAACCACCCGAUCCCAGAAGCAUUCUACCAAUUUUGUAACAAAGUCUCUUACCGAUUGGUAAAACCUUGGCUUUACUACGACCUAAUUUACAAAUUCCAUUGGCAUUGCAAACAAGUUCAGAUGGCAUCUAACCUCAUACAACAAUACGUAUCAAAGAUUAUUAAAUCAAAGCGACUUAGUAUGAAAGAACAGAAAACGACAAUAACGGAAAACAAAUCUGAAUGUAGUUCAAAUUCAGAUCAAGACUCAGCUAAACCCAAGAGUUUCCUAGAAAUUCUAAUAGAAUCAGGUGGAGAUAAGGGUUUCACCGAUCUAGAGCUGCAAGAAGAGACUCUAGUGAUGUUAUUAGCAGGCACUGACACUUCUUCUGUAGCAGUCUCGUUCACAGCACUGAUGUUAGCAAAACAUCCGGAUGUACAGGACAAAGUGUAUCAAGAAAUUGAAGAAGUAAUCGGAAAUACAGAAAGAAGUAUUGAAUCAAAUGAUUUGCCGAAACUGAAAUAUUUAGAAGCAGUUGUAAAGGAGUCCCUAAGGUUAUAUCCACCAGUGCCGGUGGUUGUCAGGAAAGUAGACAAAAAUAUUACUUUACCGUCAGGAAUUAUCCUAACUAAAGGCGUAUGCGCCCUGAUUCAUAUUUGGGCUAUCCACAGGAACCCAAAAUAUUGGGGUCUCGAUGCAAAUCAGUUUAAACCUGAUAGGUUUCUAGAGGGCCCGUUGUCACAACCAUUGGCUUUUAUGCCUUUCAGCAGUGGACCGAGAAUGUGUUUAGGUUAUCAAUUCGCCAUGAUGUCAAUCAAAACCGUCAUGGCGCACCUUUUAAGACGAUACAGAAUCUUAUCAGCAAAGAUGACAAACGGUGUCAACGACAAUAUGGAGUUUGAUGACGAUGAUCUACCCGUAACCUUUGAAAUCAUGAUGAAACAUGCCGGAAAUUUUGAAUUACAAUUGGAAUUAAGGAAUUUGUUAUUGCAAAUAUGUUUGCUUUUGGUUGGGACAUGUGCAAUAUAUAUUUACCGAAAAAAUAGAGCAAAUAAAUUUCAUGAAAUUUAUAAACAAUGUCCAACCAAAGCUAGACGAGUACCGAUCUUGGAACAUGCUGUCAAUUUCAUGGGUAGUGCUGAAGAUCGCAUGAAAUCGUUUCAGAAAAUGGGACAGGAGGCAAUUUAUGACUACAAAGGCAAUGUCUCUUUUUGGAUUGGACCCAAGUUUUUUGUUAUGAUAGGAGAUGGCGUGGACGCAGACAUGAUUGCGAAAACAUUCCUGGAGAAGGGUGAUUUGAUGAAAUUAUCCAAAAGAUUAAUAGGCAGCGGCAGUCUUUUUUCACCAGCUGCAAUUUGGCGUCCACGUCGACGAGCUAUAGCUCCAAACUUCGGAUUGAAAACGCUCAAUAGUUAUGUAAAAAUAUUUUCUCGACAGUCCCAAAUUUUGGUAGAGCAACUAGAAAAAGCAAUAGGAAACGGUGAUUUUUCUAUAUUUGAAAAAGUUACCAAGUAUUCUAUAGACACUCUUUGUGAGACAGCAUUUGGUGUAGAAAUGAAGACCCAGAGUAUACCAAAGCAUCCAGCGAUUCAUGCUUUCUACCGUUUUUGUGACGUCGCAAUUAGACGUAUACUGACACCUUGGCUCCAUCCGGAUUUCAUUUACCGAUGGCACAAGGACUACCCGGAUUUUGAGUCAAAUGCUAAUAUCUUACAAGAAUAUGUUGGACAGAUUGUCAAAGCAAAGCGACAAGAUAUAAAUGAGCGGAAACAAAAUAACGAAAUUCAGGAGCAAGACGAGACUACAGUUAAAAGUUUGCUGGAGAAUUUGAUCGAAACAGGAGAAAAUAAAGGUUUUAAUGAUACAGUGCUACAAGAAGAAAUUUUAGUAGUAAUGUUAGCUGGCACUGAUACUUCUUCAGCAAGUAUUUCAUUCAUAAUGCUUUUGUUAGCAAAACAUCCGGAUAUUCAAGAGAAAGUUUAUCAAGAGAUCAAAGAUGUCAUUGGAACAAAAUCACACGUCGAAGCAAGUGAUUUACCGAAACUGAAGUAUUUAGAAGCAGUUAUAAAAGAGGGACUGAGAUUAUAUCCAACAGUACCAAUAAUUGCUAGGAAUGUGGACAGAGACAUCACUUUGCCUUCCUCCGGAAUGAAACUGGUGAGCGGAGUUGGCGCUAUGUUAAAUAUUUGGGCUAUCCAUAGGAAUCCUAGGCACUGGGGUCCUGAUGUCAAACAGUUCAGACCUGAAAGAUUCCUUGAAGGAUUAGAGUACCCUGCUGCCUUUUUCCCCUUCAGCACUGGGCCCAGGAAUUGUAUAGGCUAUCAAUACGGUGUGAUGUCAAUGAAAACUGUCAUGGCUACUAUGUUGAGACGGUAUAAGGUUAUACCAGCAACUGGUGUGACCAUAGACCAUUUGGGUGAUGAUGACAUACCUUUAAUAAUUGAAGUCACGUUGAAGCAUAAAGACGAUUUUAUGAUUCAGUUGGAACAUAGGAAAUAACUCGGUUUUUCUACAAGUUUACUGUCUGCUGCGUGAAAUUUAUCGGCGGAUUCGUCAAUUUUUGUACAUACCUAAAUUUUAAUUAAAUAAAUAAAUCGAGUGUACCACGGUUUCUGUUUGUGAGCAUUUAAAAAAAGUUGACAUAUAUUUUUACAUGACUGUCCAUAAAGAAUGAUAUGUUUGCAGGGUUAUGUUUGUAUGUAUGUGAGUUUCUUUAUUCCAUUGUAAAUGCCUCAUCAGAUAAUGAUGUAGGAGAUAUCAUUAGAUUUUUUACAUUACUUCUGGUAACAUAGGACAUGACUUCAUUACAAAAUCAAUAUGAUGGCAUACUGAAAAAUAUUUUUUGUCCAAUAUAUCAUGGUGAUUAAAUGCAAAAUUCACCAAUGGUGAAUUUUUAUGUUUCACUGUAGGUACAUUUUAAUGAAAGUUCAUUAAAUUAUACUAGUUAUAAUGUACUAGGAAACUGAGGACGAUAGUCGUGUUUUUAGGUUUUGCAAAACUGCUGCUCAUUCUAUAUUUGUAAAUGUUCAUAUUUUAAACGAAACUUAAAUAAAAUUACAUAAUAAUGAAAUUCAAA